This is a messenger RNA of Phytophthora infestans T30-4, 2988 nucleotides long. RefSeq lists its product as uncharacterized. The record is from RefSeq and is a predicted model, not a curated record. Gene Ontology annotation, molecular function: protein binding. The coding region runs from base 1 to 2988 and encodes 995 amino acids. The transcript is spliced from 4 exons. NCBI's taxonomy places the organism in Eukaryota, Oomycota, Peronosporomycetes, Peronosporales, Peronosporaceae.
AUGAUCCAACGUGUGUACAGGUCGCAUAUGUUGCGUCGGGCCUUCCAACGUUCUCGACACCACGUGCGCUUCACGUUCACGUCAUUGCAAGCGUUUGGUCAUGCUCGAAGCCGUCAGCAUUGGCGCAAUAUUGACUUAAGGAGACUGUCACGUGAGGAGCUGAGACUUCUAGCUCUGACACUCAAUUUACCGUCUACAGACCAACACGUGUUGGGUGGUGAUAUAGCGGCACAAGCUGCUGCUCGAGCUCUUGAGAACCGUCGAAAAGCUCAAGGUAGCGUCUUCUUCUAUGAAGCUCAUCCUGGAGCGGAUCUCGUUGACAUCCGGCCAUUGCGAGGUCACCACAUCACGAGCGUCGCAGCGGGCUCUGAAUCGGAUGCUGUAUAUGCGUUGGAUGGUGCUCGAGGUGCUGCGUGGUUGUGUCGGACGGGAGGGUUAGCGUCACAAGUUGGACUGUGCAGCCAGAUUCAUCGACGUGAUGAGUUCGAGUCGACACCAAGAGAAAGUCACUGGCUUGCUACGCCCGUCUUCUUGCAUACACUGCGAGCUGAACAUGUCGAACGCGUGUAUGUAGCACGAGGCCAUGCGAUGGCGCUGGCCAAGGCUGGUGAGCUGUUCAGCUGGGGCGACAACGCACACGGAGCGUUAGGUUUUCCAGCCGAAAAUGCAGCACAGGUAGCUCGAAACCGUGCGACGGUGGUCGGUGCACUCUCCAACUACCAAGCCGUGGCGGCUGCUGUUGGAGGACACCAUAGUAUCGCUGUCUGUGACCACGUUGCAGGCCACGAUGGCGUGGUCUUCUGUUGGGGCAGCAACUCACACGGCCAACUCGGUAUUAUCCCUUCAAGCUUUAAUAAACCCGCUGAUGCACCAGCCAAGCCUUCACCUACGACAUUUCCUCGUUCAGCCGUGAUGCACCAGGUCGCAGCACUUCGCUCCGUUUCAGUGCGUCAAGUGGCAUGUGGAGUGCUGCACUCGUUGGCGUUAACUUCAGACGGACAGGUGUUCUCUUGGGGCUGUAGCGAUGGCGGACGAUUGGGCCAAGGGCAAGAUACCAAGCGUAGUAGUGACAUCAGAGAGCCUGCUCUUGUGAAUGGAAUACUCGCGAACCUUGUCACUCUUACCAUUGCUUGUGGAGCCUGGCAAAGUGCAUGUAUCGCAGCAGAAGCUUCACAGGUUACAAGUGGCGCUGGUCGAGUCUAUACGUGGGGUACAGGUGUGUAUGGUCAGCUUGGUGUUGGGAAAGCACAAGUCGCGUACGAACCACAACCUGUACGUGUGCCACCGCGUGAACUGGACGACGAAGUGUUCGCUACACGUCUCGCAUGCGGAACACACCACACGGCUGUGUUGACAGUCGAUAACCGCAUCUUCACGUGGGGUAGUACACGUGCAUUCAAUGGCGUUCCAGCCGAAUUGCGCUUAUUAGGUGGCAAGCGCUUUGGACGCGUUGUGUCACUCGCUUGUGGACGUACAUUCACUGUAUUUAACACAGUGUCCCGAGACUCCGCUAGCUACGAGUGGCCUGAAGUACCACGUCUAUGGCGUGAUAAACCUGUCAUUAUACCGCGUCUGGAUCUCUCGCAAGUACCGACCUUGCCGUUGUGUACAUCGAACCCGUUGCCUCCGUUUAGCAAAGGCACGAAAGCUGUGAAGUUUUCUUGUGAACUCCCGUCGCUUGUGCGUCUUGAACCAUUCGCCGAUCGCCGCGCUCGAGAGGAAGAAGAAUUUCUUGAAGCCAAACGUAUUGACGAUAUUGACAUCGAAACAAUCGUCCACCCGUUGUGUCGACUGUGCUGGCGCUGCGAUGGAUUCCAACCUUCUCCUUUGCGCUUGUGGAUGUGCCGUAACUGUGCACAUGAACGUCAACUCCAUGGAACAAGAAAGCCUGGAGUUCCUAUGGGUGAAUACGAAGCUGUGCGCAAGCUCCAAUGUCUCUUUCGUGCACGACGUGCUCGACGGGUUCUACAACGUGCUCGUGAACAGCGGUACCAGAAAAUCUUCAGCAUUGAGCACAACGAGUUCUUCUACUACAACCUGUGGCAGGGCAAGAAAUCGUGGACUCGACCAAAAGAAAUCAGCGAAGGGUUCGAAGUCCCGAUCCGUGAUCCGGACGCUUCGCCGCGGAUAUUCCCUCCGCUCACACCUGUCGAAGCAGCUAUCAAACUGCAAGCAGUACGGCGAGGUCUUCAAGCUCGACGCUUAGUCUUAAACUUGCUGCGUGAUCGAUACGAAAAGCACUUUGAUUUAGAGAAGGAACGUGUGUAUUACGUGCGAAAAUUGGCAAGCAAAAAGGAGUCGCCGCCGAAGUUGUGGGAUCCGCCGCCAUUGCUCCGUAAGCGAUACGAUCUGGGUGAUCCUGUCGAGAUACAACGACUGGCCAAGUUCGCUACCAUGACGCACGAUGAAGCUGCUCGGAUCGUUCAGCACGCGUACCGAUGCCAUCGAGGUCGUGAGUUCAUGCGUCGUAUUCUGCGUUCGCGUAUCAAGAAACUCUGGGACGCAACGACCGGGAGGUUCUAUUACUACAACGCCACUACUAAGGAAUCGUCCUGGGAGAAACCCCGACUUCUGCUUAAUGAGGCCGACGACGAACUUGGAUCUACGACUGGUCAUCAUCAAAAACCAGCCCAGGGACGUCGACGAGUAGCAGUCACGUUGAGACCAGAGAAAUUCCACAACGAGGAAGCCGCCGCGCGCACGAUUCAAGCGUUGUACCGACGAUUCACAACGCGAAGUUGCCACGCAUCAGUGAGCGUGCUCGUCUCAAGCGACAUAAACGAAGACUACAGCGUCUUCGGCAAAUGUCACGCGAUGAAGCUGCUUCGCGUCUGCAGCGGAUGUGGCGAAUCCGUCGCGCCAGAGAAGAACUACGCGAAUUACUGUUCGACGCGUACGAGAAGAUCUACGACCCCACCACGGAACACUUCUACUACUACAACCGCAAGACUGGCGUCGCAAAGUGGGAAAAACCCGCUCUACUCGUAG